GUAGAUGUUGUACAUUGGAUUAAAACAGCGUUUGCUCUACAUUUGCGUACAUUGGUACUCGAAUUUCUCAUCUAUCCAUACGAGGUCGACGAGUUCAUAUUUACGAGUAGCUUGUGUACUUGUGAUACACUAGAGACUUUGAAACUCGGGAGUCUGAUUCUUGUAGAUAUCCCUGCACGGGGUUCGAUGAAGUCUCUUAAAACGCUGCAUCUUAUUCAUGCGUUCUACACAAACGAUGAAUCUAUAUGUAACCUUUUAUCUGGCUGUCCUAGACUUGAAGAACUCGUUGUGGAACGAUCUUGCGAAUAUAGUGUGAAAUUUUUCACUAUCAAAGUCCCUUCUUUGCAGAGAUUAAGGAUUUAUGAUGACAAUGAUGAGGACGAGUUCGUUGGAUAUGUGAUAGAUACUCCUUCUUUGAAAUACUUAGAGAUUGGAUACUUAGGAUGUCCACAGUUUUCUCUGAAUGCACCGGGGCUGCUGGCGGCAUAUAUUGCUAGAGUUUCUAAUGUAAUCAGUGAAUCUCUCGUUUCAGUCAGACGUCUUGUCUUGAAUGUAUCAACUUCGAUGACUAUAUAUCCUCCUACUGGAUGUAUCUUCUAUCAACUGGUAUAUCUACAGAUAUAUACGCAUGAACCAGGCUGGUAUGAUCUACUUACGUGGAUGCUCGAACAUUCACCAAAACUACAAGUCCUGAAGCUCGUUGGU
Brassica oleracea var. oleracea is the source of this 705-nucleotide messenger RNA. Its product is annotated as F-box/FBD/LRR-repeat protein At3g52680-like. The transcript has 2 exons. The record is from RefSeq and is a predicted model, not a curated record. Lineage: Eukaryota; Viridiplantae; Streptophyta; Magnoliopsida; Brassicales; Brassicaceae. The annotation marks the transcript as partial.